This is a messenger RNA of Capsaspora owczarzaki ATCC 30864, 5480 nucleotides long. RefSeq lists its product as hypothetical. NCBI's taxonomy places the organism in Eukaryota, Filasterea, Ministeriida, Capsasporidae. The coding region runs from base 271 to 5235 and encodes 1654 amino acids. Gene Ontology annotation, molecular function: G protein-coupled receptor activity; calcium ion binding. Gene Ontology annotation, cellular component: membrane. The record is from RefSeq and is a predicted model, not a curated record. Gene Ontology annotation, biological process: cell communication; negative regulation of adenylate cyclase activity. The transcript has 3 exons.
UUUUUGAUUUGGUUCUCCUUUUGUUUUUGUGUUUUUGGUUUUUUUUUUACUGGUCUCGUUUCUCUCCGCCAUUGUGCGAUUCUGCGAUUCUGGUUCUUCGUUUUUGCUCGUUUUCACUUUGGACAAGCAACAGUACCCCCUCCUUCAAACCCGGGUCUGCUCUGUUUUUGUUGAAACAUUGUGGGUUUUCGUGCAACUGGUCUUCGUCGCGCGCCGUGGUCUCUCAAGUGGUUUCUGCAUUCGGCGUUCUGCGUUUGUUUGCGGUCAACGAUGAACCCACGAAUUUCAGUCCUGUGCGCACUUGUCGCACUCCUGGCUUGUUGCUACCAGCCAGCCAGCGCAGCUCAAUAUCGUGCGACAUGCACGGCGUAUCUCAAAGGCAUGAGAGUGCCUGGUGACUGUGGAUCCGGCGACGGCGCUUGUGAUACUCUAUGCAGUUCGUCGGCACAAUUCUCGGGUGCCUCCACAGUUUCCAAGUCACUCGGGGAGAUAGACGACACCACCACUCCGAAUUGGAACACGUAUUACUACAACAACGUGGUCGUCAACACCUUUGGUGGCCAGAUCGUCUGGUGGUUUGAUUGUGAGGACUACGACCCUUGGAAUGCGAACGAUGAUAUGGGCUCAAGGACCUUCACAGUACCCAUGAACACCAACACUGAUUAUGGAUCGGUCUCCUCUUCAACAUGGUACGAUUUGGGAGGAACUGCUAGUGGGGAGUUUCCAGUGCAAAACAUCUACGUCGCCUUCCGCGCCAAUUGCGAUGCCAACUACUACAAUCCCACGUGUGCUGAGUUUUGCCAAGUCGGCAAUCCCCCUGCCUGUACUGUCUGCAAUGCUGUGAGUGGCGCUUGCACUUGCGCCGUUGGUUACCAGGACAAGGACUGCGGCACUUGCCAGUCAAACUACUGGCCAGUUGGCACGUCGGGACAAGCCGGCUUCCAAUGCGUGUACUGUGUGGAUACAAACUCUCCCUCUGCGUGCUACACGUGCCAAACGGGUGGCGUCAAGAGCUGCUGCACUGGCUGGAAGAGCACCAAUUGCGACGUCAAGAAGAACUGCAACUCGUUCGCCACGCCUCCUGCCAACUCUGUGGCCGUCGGCAGCACCUGUGUCUGCACAACGUACGGCUGCACCUGUCAGUAUUCGUGCAAGUCUGGCUUUUCUGGUGGCUCUGCUACCACGACGUGCCAAAACGACGAAACCUGGAGCUGGAGCUCGACGCUCACGUGCAAUGACAUUGACGAAUGCGCUCCCGGCGGCGGCAACCAGUGCGCUCAAACCUGCACAAACACCGCCGGUGACUAUUCUUGCUCUUGCCUUGCUGGCUACAGCAUCAGCAACGCUGGUCGCGGCCCGACCGGCUGCACGGACAUUAACGAGUGCUCGACAAACAAUGGCGACUGUGGCCACAAUUGCAACAAUACGCCUGGAUCGUACUACUGCACAUGCCAGCCUGGCUGGCGUCUUCAACCAGACGGCAAAACCUGCCUGGAGAUUGACGAAUGCCAAGAAGGCUUGGACAACUGCGACGGCAAUGCCACCUGCACCAACACCAUUGGCAGCUUUGAGUGCGCGUGCUUCCCCGGAUUCUCGGGCGAUGGCACUGUGUGCACGGACAUUGACGAAUGCGCCGCUACGCCUUGCGCCCAGUUUGCUGACUGCGCCAACUUCCCCGGCACCUUCACUUGCACCUGCCAAAUCGGCUAUUUGGGUGAUGGCUUUACAUGCAUUGUCAACAACACUGCCUCGUUCGAUGUUGACUCGCGCUUUAUUCUCUUUGAAGAAGGCUCGAAUAGCACCAACACUACCCUCCAUCUGCUCGUGAACGCCAACUCCAACCGUGAUGGCUCGUUGGUCUAUUUCGACGUCAUUCCGACCGACGCGCUCGCAGGCAUUGAUUACAUUGUCGAAACAGCCUCCCCGCUCGUCUUCAACAAUGGAGACACCGCCCACAACAUUUCCAUCACCAUCGUUGGCGACAACCUUCCUGAGAAUGUCGAAAGCAUUUUUGUUCGGCUGCGCGACCCCUUGCAUUUGGGCAUUGGUCCAUUCAACACGUCCACCGUUGUGAUUGAUGCCAACGACAACCCCAACGGUCUUGUUCGCUACGUCCCGGCUUCGCGUGCUUUUAGCGUCAACAUUACCGCUGGCAGCUAUCCCCUCGUUGUCGAGCGCUACUCGUACUCCAACCUGUCUCAGGCCGUCAAUGUGACCAUCUCCCGCACUGUUCCAGAUGUCAAGAACUUUACCUUGAUCAUCCCUGCAAACAAGUUGAACGCGACUAUCAACAUCCCCCUGCCACUGUCGACCGUGCCGUCGCUCGCUGCGCUCUAUACGUACACCAUUACUCAGGCCAAGAUGGUUGGAACUGGAUUUGCGCCCGUUCCUGGCUACUAUGCCACCUCGCUCGUCACCAUCAACCCCCAUGACGACCCCCACGGCGUCUAUGGCUUCGACUUCCUCACCCAGUCCGUCCAAGAGGGCACCGCCAUUCUCAUCAACCUGAGGCGUCAGCGUGGAACGUUUGGCAGCGGGGCUGUUCGCGUCCGCGCCAUUACGCUCAACUCCAACCAGACGGGUGGUGUCGCAAUCGCAUCUUCGACCGACUACUCUGCCCUCAAUCAACUCGUCACCUUUGGAGAGGGCGAUAGUGUGAUGCAAAUCUCCAUCAACGCGAUUGCUGACGGCAUCCCCGAACUGGCUGAAAUGUUUGGCGUGCAACUCGAAUUUGUGUCGGGCUUGGGCCGUGUUGACUCAACCAAGGGACUGGUUCUCGUCACCAUUCCCGAGAACGACGAUGCUCGCGGCGUCUUGUCCGUCUCCCGCAUCUACACGUGCAGCGAAGAAUCCCCCAUCGUCAACAGUGUCGGUCAGCCGAACAACACUGUGCUUGUGGAGGUUGUCCGCUCCGCAGGUCUGUUUGGCUCCAUCUCCUUCACCUGGUCGACACACGACGGCAAGUUCAACAAUGCCACUUUGUUGCCUGAGAACUGGGCCAGUGCAGCCCAAAGGGACUAUGUCGCCGUGACGGGUCAAACCGUCACCAUCCCCGCCGGCGUGAGCAGCGUACAAAUCCGCGUGACUCUCCUCGAUGACUUUGUGCCAGAGAUGGACGAGUUCCUUUACGUGCAGCUCGUAUCUGUCACCGGUGGCGCGCGUAUCGACCCCGCCAACAACUUUACCGACAUUUGCAUCAACCGCAACGACCACCCAUACGGGCAGCUGGGCUUUGCUCGCUCACCGCUGAUCUUGGGCUGGACUGGCGAACGCCGUCUGCUGGUCCAGGAGAGCCAGUUUGUGACUGUCACUGUUUUGCGUGUUUGGGGCACCUUCCGUAAGGUCUCUGGCGUCGUCACGCUGGUCCACGAAACCACGACCUCCAGCGACUUUACCGACGACUCUCCUCGGACUGUUACAUUCCUUCCUGGACAGGCUGUAGCCACCGUUUCGUGGUCUGUGAAGGCUGACACUAUUUUGCAGGAGCCGGUCAAGUUUUUCCGGCUGGAGCUGACCGCGAACGGCGAAAGCGCCGGUCAAGAGGCUGUCACCCUCCUUGCCGCGACAGCGUUGGACUCUACCAUUCCGUGCGUGAUUGACGCCGAGGACUUGACGAACGGUGUGCUGAGGUUUAUCGAGACUGACGUUUCCGUGGACGAAAGCGAUGGCAAAGUGACACUUCAAGUGCAACGACUAGCUGACCCCGGGUCCGACGUCACGUUCCAGACGGAUGCCGUCCCGAUCACUGCUUCCGGCCACGACUUUGACGCUUCAAAUGAGAACAACACGCACGUUUUGCUCGCCUCGCAUAUCAGCAUGCCGUUCGACAUCCGAGUGGCUGUCGAUGGACUUCCCGAGCCCGCUGAGACUUUCUCGGUGACGCUUGUGAACGUUACGGGAGCGCAGCUCUCUUGGGCGUCGAUUGCAACCGUCACCAUUCUACCCAGCGACGACGGCAACGGUGUGCUCGAGUUUGCUCCUUCCUCCGACUCCAACCCUCUCGUUAUGGUGGUGCGCGAGAAUCAAGGCGAAGUCCGUCUGCCUGUUUGGCGUGAGAUUGGCACGUUUGGUCGUGUCAACAUGACGUUCGAGCUGACGGUGAACAGAACCUCGAGUGCUGAUUUCGCGCCCUUGCUCGGUGCCUAUAUUCCCCGGCAGCCUGCCGAUCUCAUUAGCGACCUCAAUGCCACGCCUUAUGAACUGGUCAUGGAGGAAGGCCAAAACACAACUGAGAUUGUCCUUCCCAUCUACGACAACACCGUUUCCGACGGCAACCGAUUUGUGUUUAUUCGCCUUGUCUCUCCUGGUGGCGGCGCUCGUCUCGGCACCACUCGCGCCAUGGCGAUUGUUAUCGUUGACAACGAGCCAGAUCAAACGUCAACCACGAAUGCCGCCGUCAUUGCUACCGCCACUGCCGUGCCAAUUGCAGUUGUUCUUUUGUUGCUGCUUCUGAUCUUGCUCGUGGUGGCCCGCCGCAGGCGAUCCUAUCGCAAGCAGCAGCAGGUGCAGCAGGCCGAAUUCGUGAAUGGUGUUGGCCUCGUUGAGCUCAACCCGCUCCACGGUCUUUCCUCGGAUGCUGGAGGCUACGACGCUCUUCAGCGAGCCAAUGCCGGAGAAGCAUACGACGCGCUUCAUCGACCGCAUUCCUCAGCGGGUGUGUACGAAGAUGUUUUCGCCAAUCCGGUUUACGCUGAAGCAGGCUACGAAGCGUUGAACAAGCCCCAGGGCACUUAUGACAGUCUGAACAAUCCUGAAGGUGCUUACGACAACUUGGACAACGUGCGCAACGAGUACCAGCGCGUCACAGCCGCCCCCGCCGAGCCCACGUACGACUCUGCCAACGGCCCAGCAAACUUGGCCUACGCCGCCAUAGACCAUUCGUCCGCGGACUCUGGCUCGGGCUCCCGAGCGACGCAGGCGAAUCAGUAUGGCAACAUGUCUGACAACCCCUCUGCGGGCCAGUAUGACAACGCGCGUACUACCGGCGAUAUGGAAGCCAUUGUGGCUGCCAAGCUGCAAGAAGCAGGCCUGGACGAAGCCGCCCCACCGGCGUAUGCUCCUUCCACUGAUGCCAAUGUGCAGCCAGCCUCGUCUGACUAUGACGACGUGCAACCGCUUGGCGCACAGCCAGCCUCGUCUGAGUAUGACAAUGUGCCAGUGCGUGCCGAACAGCCUGCUACGUCCGAGUAUGACAAUGUGCCACAGCCUGCCACGUCCGAGUAUGACAAUGUGUGAGCGAGUGGUUGACGACCUGGCUCGGCGCGUUUCGGCCUGUGGCCAUUUCUGUUUUGUUUUGUCCGUUGUGUCUGUUUUGAUGGAGUUUUGUCCUCUCUUGAUCUAGUUGUUUGUAAAAAUUUUGUUGUUCUUGUCGUUGUUCUUGUCGUUGUUGUCAACACCGUUGGUGUUGUUGUCGCUCUUCUCUAAAGAUGGUGUUUGCUCCGUGUGCAAAAAUUUGUUUAUAUACUUCGCAUUCAACCACA